AUGGUGACUGUCAGGUUUGUCCUAGCUAUUGUUGCCUCUAAAAAUUGGCACAUCUAUCAAAUGGAUGUGUACAAUGUCUUCCUUCAGGGUGAUUUGGUUGAGAAGGUUUAUAUGCAAAUAACUUUAGGUUUUUUUAAAGGUUCUCAUCACAAGAGUCAUUUUGACUACUCUUUGUUCACUCUUAUUGUUAAAUCUGAUGUUGUUAUCUUGGUUUAUGUGGAUGAUCUGAUUCUUACUGGUUCCAACAAUACACUCAUUCAAUCUACCAAAUCCAACCUUCAGCAGAAGUUUAAGAUGAAGGAUCUUGGUGUCUUGAGAUGUUUUCUUGGCCUUGAAUAUUCCAGGAAUGCCUCUGGAAUUUUUUUGAAUCAGAGGAAAUAUGCCCUUGAAUUAAUUGCAGAUUCAGCCACAGGAAGCACAACUAAUGAUAAGUUACUGAUUGAUCCUGAGAGGUACCAAAGACUAGUGGGAAAACUGUUAUAUCUCAUUAUGACCAGACCUGACAUUGCUUACACAGUGCAGGUUUUGAGUCAAUUCAUGCAUAGACCAACAGAGUCUCAGAUGCUUGCUGCUAUCAGGGUGAUUAGAUAUAUCAAGAAUGCUCCAGGGCUUGGCUUGUUUAUGUCUUCUACUACAUCUCAUCAAUUAUUUGCCUAUUGUGAUUCAGUCUGGGCUGCUUCUUCUCAAUCCAGAAAAUCAGUCACAGGCUAUAUGAUUAAGUUUGGAUCUUCCUUGAUUUCAUGGAAGUCGAAGAAGCAAGAAACAAUCUCACGGAGCUCAGCUGAAGCUGAAUUUAGGAGCAUGGCAUCCACAGUGGCAGAACUCUCUUGUCUAUUCAAGGAACUGGGAGUUCCAAUUGUGUAUACAACCUAUUAA
Solanum lycopersicum (tomato) is the source of this 876-nucleotide messenger RNA. RefSeq lists its product as uncharacterized. The record is from RefSeq and is a predicted model, not a curated record. NCBI's taxonomy places the organism in Eukaryota, Viridiplantae, Streptophyta, Magnoliopsida, Solanales, Solanaceae.